AUGGCGACCUUCGCCAGCCUCGGGGACGAGCUUCUAGCGCACGUCCUCGCGUUCGCAGCGCCCCGCGACGUGGAGUCGCUGACUGUAGCAUCGUCUGCUGUCGCGCGCGACGUAGUUCCGUGGUUCCCUUCCAUCUGGAAGAAUAUUUUCCUCAGGCGGUGGGAGGCGCUCAACUUCCCACUGGACGGCGUGGCGCAGGGCGAAGCGCUGCUUCAGAUCGACGGAAACCUAGACGCGUUGUUCCCCAGUUCGUGCACUGAAAGCCGCAAGUUCCAGUUGCUGGCCCACGCCGUUAUCCCCGUGCCGUCCCAUGCCGAUAUUAAGGAGACGCAGAAGGCUCUCGGAUACACAGAUGCAUACCACCGGAUUAUUUCACUGCAGGCGCCAGACUUGAGAGCGGCACACUCAGUCGACUUCGCUCUGGAUGGAGGGAUGCUUGGUGACGAUCGAUGCGUUCGGGCUAAUAUGCCCUUCCCGACGACAUUUCAUGUCGUCAUAUACAAGCGCGAACCGACAGAAAGUGACAAAGCACAGGGUCAAACCCGGCCGGUUUAUCGGGUCGGAGUUGUUCCUGGUGGAUACUUCGAGCUGACCUUGUCGAAGCGGCAGCAUCGACAUGCCGCUCCUUCGUGGUUUGGGCAAGAUUCGAUGACAUCGAUAGGUCUGGUGGGCUCCAAGUUUCCGCUUGUUGGUAAGCAACCAGGCUGGACACGGAGAUCAUACGGCUACCACGGCGACGACGGACGCUUCUACCACGGAACUCCGUUUGAGCAGGGUCACCCGUUUGGUCCAAUGUUCAAGGCCGGGGGCACAGUUGGUUGCGGCAUCCGCAUUAACCCGAAUACCGGGACUAUGUUUCUGUUUUUCACACAUAAUGGUGAGCUUAUAUCAGGCGAGGAUGGCGCUCUCGUGGAGUGCGAGCAUCGGAACUGGUACCCAGCGGUUGGACUGGACUCGUACGACGCGUUACACCUCAACUUUGGACAAGAGCCCUUCGUUUACAACGCCAUUGCAGACGAGCUCUUCGAAGAGUGCAGCGGCAUGGCGGUUGCUGUUUCGGAACAACUGCAAUGGUACGACAUCGGUGACUCGGACGGCGAGAGCUCUGAGGACGAAGAACGGGGAGACGAUGAUAAUUCGGGUGACGACAUUGGGUCGGAUAUGUCCGACGAAGAUAUCAGCGCCAGGCUGAUCAUGCGCAUUUUGGCGAUGCGUCAAGCAGGCAUGGACGUCGCUUUAUAA
Molecule: messenger RNA, 1242 nt
Organism: Phytophthora sojae
Lineage: Eukaryota; Oomycota; Peronosporomycetes; Peronosporales; Peronosporaceae
Exons: 5
Coding region: 1-1242 (413 amino acids)
Molecular function (GO): protein binding
Source: RefSeq, a predicted model, not a curated record